Messenger RNA from Protopolystoma xenopodis, 738 nucleotides. The record is from the annotation of a GenBank genome assembly. NCBI's taxonomy places the organism in Eukaryota, Metazoa, Platyhelminthes, Monogenea, Polystomatidea, Polystomatidae.
AUGAAUGGUCGACCGGAAGAGACUUCCAGAAGAACGUUUAAAUCUAUUUUGUUGCCAGCGUCUGAGCAGGACAGGAUUCGGUCCAGAGGUAACCAUCAGACGAAGUGUACGAACCAGAACGUUAAAGCCAACGGUGAAUGCAAUGGAGUUAUCGAUGGAGGAGGAAGGGUAUUCGACAAAGCGAAUGGUCCAACAAGUCCUGGAUACCCAUUAGCCUCCAUCCCUCUAACCGGCUUGAAUGACAGUUCCCGAGACGACAAUGGUCUUCAGAGAAGUAGAGUCCCGUCUGAUGGUCGAUAUUCCACCAAAAGAUGGCAUCAGGUUACUGGACAGCAGGACCGUAGUCAGCAGGGACACAAAAUGGCAGCAGGAGCGACGAUUACGGAGAUGCUGCAACUGGAAGUAAUCCCUGAGCACCUCUCGACCGACAACAAAAAUCAGGAUGCUGAAAAGCCUCAGAAAAAGCCACGUACUCAUCAGCAUUGCCAUCGACAUCAGCACAACCCCCGCCAUCACCAUGACUCCAACCAACACCACUGCCGACGCUGUCAACGCCGGCAUCAACAUCAUCAUCAGUAUCGCAGCCACAAGCAGUCCAGUCAGCACACUGCUCGAAGUAAACAACAAAUUGCGGAGAAUCAUCGACAUGACAGAAGAGAUAACCACGACAAGCAGCAGAGGGAGAACAAGGUGGGACUUGAGCUUAAUUAUAACUUGUGUUUUCCUCAGAGUUCUUGA